Messenger RNA from Drosophila grimshawi, 3100 nucleotides. It is a transcript of the gene Sirt7, whose product is annotated as NAD-dependent protein deacetylase Sirt7. The record is from RefSeq and is a predicted model, not a curated record. The transcript has 2 exons. Gene Ontology annotation, molecular function: NAD+ binding. NCBI's taxonomy places the organism in Eukaryota, Metazoa, Arthropoda, Insecta, Diptera, Drosophilidae. The coding region runs from base 254 to 2731 and encodes 825 amino acids.
UCGCACAUCACUAUUGUUGUUUACAAAAAAAAAAAAAAAAAAAAAAACGUUAAUUUAAGUUGUGGAAAAACAACAAGAACUAAAAACGCCAAGAUGUCGACAAAAACGGUGACAAAUAAAAUGUAAACAAUUGACUAGGUUUUAUAUAUAAACAAUUAACGUGUUUGCUGCCCGGACGUCGGCGCGCUGCAUUUGCGCUGUGCUUUAAUUCCUUUCCCUUUUUAACGUGCGUUUGCGACGCACAUUAAUACACAUGUAUGUCGAAUUGAGUCCAAAAUCAAACAGUUUGGGCACAAACAUGGAGCCGGAUGACGAACUGCAGCCAGUCGUUUCCGAUGCAGUCGUGCAGUCAUAUAAGACGCGGGCCAAAAUGAAUCCGGCGAAGAAAGAUAACGAGAAACGGCGACGCAAGGAUGCCAUGCGAAAGGUUUCGCUGAUUUUACGCAAAUGCGACUCACUGCGCACCGUUGAGGAUCGCCAGUUUCUGGAGAAGCAUCCCGACAUUGUGAAGACCACAAAGAAACGCAAGGAGCGCAUCGAGAUUUACAAGGAGCGCAUCGUUGAGAAAGAGGAUGAGCCGCACGUGAUCGAAGCGAAGGUGGAGCAGCUGGCCAAUAUCAUAUCGCAAGCGAAACAUUUGAUUUGUUAUACUGGCGCCGGCAUCAGUACAGCGGCCUUGAUACCCGAUUAUCGAGGUAGCCAGGGCAUCUGGACGCUGCUGCAGAAGGGCAAGGAUAUUGGGGAGCAUGAUCUGUCUAGCGCCAAUCCCACCUACACCCAUAUGACGCUCUUCGAGCUGCACAGACGCCGCCUGCUGCGGCACGUCGUCUCGCAGAAUUGCGAUGGACUGCAUCUGCGCUCGGGUCUGCCGCGACAAUCGCUCUCCGAGAUCCACGGCAACAUGUAUGUGGAGGUGUGCAAGCACUGCAAACCAAAUGCGGUCUACUGGCGUCAGUUCGAUGUCACCGAAAUGACAGCACGCUAUUGCCACAAGACGCAUCGGCUGUGCCACAGAUGUUCGGAACCUCUGUAUGACACGAUUGUGCAUUUUGGGGAGCGAGGCAAUGUGAAGUGGCCACUGAACUGGGAUGGGGCCACCCGCAAUGCGGAGCGAGCGGAUGUUAUACUCUGUUUGGGUUCCAGUCUCAAGGUGCUCAAGAAGUACACAUGGCUCUGGCAGAUGGACAAGCCGGCACGGCAACGGGCCAAGAUCUGUGUGGUGAAUCUGCAGUGGACGCCCAAAGAUAGCAUAGCCAGCAUCAAGAUCAAUGGCAAGUGCGAUAGCGUCAUGGCGCAAUUGAUGCGACUGCUCAACAUAACGGUGCCCGUGUACAGCAAGGAGAAGGAUCCGAUUUUUGCACAUGCCACGCUCCUAAUGCCCGAGGAGCUGCACACACUGACGCAGCCGUUGCUUAAGAAUGCCCACGAGGAGGAGGCGGGCGAUACCCAAUCCUGCACAACGACAACCGAGGAGACACAGGACUCGACCAUUUCCGGGGAUAGCUACAGUGAACUGCCAAUUGGAAGGGGACCACGCAUUCGGACACCCAUCAAGAAUGGACGACGCAUCAAGACGAAUCUGGAGAUGAGGCAAAAGUAUGCACGGCCAGUGCUGGCGGUGACCACCGACAGCGUCAGCCUGGAGAAUGGUCUGCCGGUGAAAACGGAAGUGGACCCCGUAACAGAUGAGCCGGACAUUAAAGUCAAGACUGAAACGGAUCUGAAACUGGAGCCUAAGGAGGAGCUGGAACUGCUUGCGCCCAGUCUAGACACAACUUGCAUAAAGCAGGAGCAGAAGGAGGUGGAGGAGGAGCUGCUGCCCAAGCUGGAGCCGUCUAGCGAAAUCACAAAUGGACACCAGCAAGCUGCCAAAAAUGGUCUUCUGGAGCUGCCUAAACUAGUCGCCAUACAGAAACCCUAUGUGGAUGUGAACAGUUGUCCGGGCCUGUGCCUGCUGCCUGUGGAGCUGCGGCUAGAACCGCGCCUGGAGCCCAGUUUAGGCAGUUUGCCGCCGGUACAGCUGCCACCGCUGGUGCCCAUUGGUGCACCACUCUACACGCCCUUCGUGCAGCCGCAAUCGCAGCCGGUGUUGCCGCCAUCGCUGCAGACGCUCAAUCUGCAAAGCGAUAGCACCACUUGCUCCGCAGAGUCAACCACAGAGAAUGAUGACGAUGAUGACAGGGAUGUCGAGGAAGAGGAGGAGGAUGAGGAGGAGAAUGAUGAUGAGGACGAUAAGGAACCGUUUCAUAUGUCACAAAUGGAUUUGCUGCGACGUCACAGCGAUCACGAGCUACUGCGUCAACUACCCAGCUGGUAUGAUGCGAAAUAUGCGUAUUCGGGUCUGCACAGCAUUUUGAUACCGCCGCCAUCUGAUCUCAACAUCUGGAACUCACAGGUGGUGCCCAGUUUCGCCAUGAAUCGUUCCGCCGCCGGCUGUGAGUUCUGUUUAGAUCGCUAUGCGGAACUCGAGUGCCAAUUCUAUCGUCGCUGGCAUCUCGCCCAGCGGAACCAUAAGAAACGUGCCCGCAGCGGUCGCUUCGUUGUCUGCGAAUGCUGUCCCACUAGCGACGAUGACGAUGACUACGAUGAGAACAUCUCGCUGGCCCACAUUGCCGCCGCCGAGACGGCCAAGCGUCGCCUGCAGCUGAGCCACAGUUUUCCACGCAAACUCGCCCGCACCCAGGCUGGCUGGUAUGGCAAGGGCUAUAAGAAGGGACGCAAGCGCAGAUAGAGCAGAUCUGCGGAUCUGUCCGGGAUAUGGAUGACACGAAGCCACCUUGUCCUCGCUUCUAAUAGUAUUCGAGCAUAGUCUAGUAGCUGUAAUCAUAGGCAUAUAUGGAUAGUAUUAUAAGUAUCUAGCUCGUAGUGCCACUCGCAUUAGGUGUUCGUCUAGGCUUGUGGAUCUUAUUUCCACACUCACACACACCACUACACACACACACACACACAAAGAAUGGGUGUUGUUUCAUUUUUGUCAGUUGCAGCUCCUGCAAUCCUUGGUCCAAUUUAGUUUUAAGUGUAUCCAUUGCAGCUGCUAACAUCUAUGUACAUUUUUUGUCAUUUUACUCUUGACCAGUUUUGGUUGUUCUUUUUUGUAUGU